Messenger RNA from Acanthoscelides obtectus, 824 nucleotides. NCBI's taxonomy places the organism in Eukaryota, Metazoa, Arthropoda, Insecta, Coleoptera, Chrysomelidae. The record is from the annotation of a GenBank genome assembly.
AUUACGUUAAGUUUGAAUUUACCUUCAUAGAAAAAGACAAGUUACAAUUGCCUCAGUGUGUUAUAUGUAUGAAAGUUUUAAGUAAUUACAGCAUGAGGCCCAAUCGCCUUGAAAGGCAUUUGAAGCAACAACAUCCUACUCUGGUGUUGAAAACUAAAGAGUUUUUUUCUUCUAACGCAGAAGCACUCAGGCGGGUGAGACUGGAUAAAUCGGGAAGUUAUCACACAGGUGUAUCGCAGCACCUCAAAACUUCAUUUGAAAUAGCUUUUAUAAUAGCAAAGCAACAGAAACCUCAUACUAUCGGUGGAGAUGCAGAGCAAAAAAUGAAGUCUAUUUCUCUUUCGAAUGACACAGUCAAACGUAGAAUCGAUGACAUUGCAGCAGACAUAAAUUGCGAAGAAUCCACCGACAUCGUUAAUUGUGUACUGUUAAUAGUUUAUGUUCGUUACAUCGGCGAAGAGAUUUUGUACUCCCAAUCUGCAGCAGGUACUACAUCUAAGAUAUAUUUAAUUCAAUAUCAAAUUUUGUUGAAAAAAAUUAUUUGGAUUAGACUUUGCACAGAUGGCGCACCUGCACUGAUAGGUGUAGGAUCGGGCUUAGCUACAAAGCUCAAAGAAAAAAAACCCUCAAUGGUCAGUACACAUUGUGUUAUUCAUCGGCAAGCUUUGGCUUCCAAAACAUUGCCACAGAAAUUACGCCAGACUUUGGACUUGGCUAUAAGGAUUGUGAACUACAUCAAAAUCAGCGCUUUGAACAGUCGAUUAUUUACUUUACUUUGCGAUGAUCUCGAUUCUGAUCAAAAAGUUCUUCUGUUCCAUACAUAA